GCACCUGCCCAAACGCCUGCAUUACGCCAACAACAGACGCAUCGAGGACGUGCACCUGCUCAUGGACAGGAAGUGGCAUGUGGCAAUAUCUCCUGCUACCUGUGGCUUCUUUGGAGAUCAUGGCUAUGACAACAAGAUCAACAGCAUGCAGACAAUCUUUCUGGGAUUUGGACCGAGCUUCAAUUUUAAGACAGUAGUGCCUGUUUUUGAGAACAUCGAGCUGUAUAACAUCAUGUGUGAUCUGCUGGGUUUGACUCCAGCUCCUAAUAACGGGACUCACGGAAGUCUGAAUAGUGUGUUGAGGAAGCCCUCCUACACCCCCACACGGCCAGAGGAAGUGACAUCACCCACACCUUUAGCCCCGCCCACUGAGGUGACCCAUAACCUGGGCUGUAACUGUGAUGAUGAGAACAACAUUGAAGAACAUUCCCAGAGGUUUCCUUCUGCUGCAGACAGUGGAGCGUUGAACAAUGUCACACACCUGCCCUUUGGCCGUCCAGCUGUUCUCUUCCAGACGUCGUACACACAGCUGUGUCACUCAGAUUAUUGCAGCGGCUUCAGUCUCGUCCUCAACAUGCCCCUGUGGAGCACCUUCACACUCACAGCACAGGUGGAGGCUCCGGCGUCCUCGUCCAGCGAGUGUGUGAGAGCAGACCCUCGUCUCGAUCACACACACACAUGUAACAUGUACAGCCAGCAGGCCGGCGUCACACACGCGUUCCUCUACCCACCGGAUCUCUCUGCUACGGCUGAAUCCAGAUAUGAAGCUUCACUCAUCACAAACACGGUUCCCAUGUAUCCCGCCUUCAAGAGGGUGUGGAGUUUCCUGCAGAGAGUCGUCCUCAGGAGAUACAGUCUGGAGAAUAAUGUCAUAAAUGUGAUGAUGGGACCCAUAUUUGACCACGACCACGACGGUCUGAGAGACACAGAGGAGAAGAUCAAAGAACACACACUGGGCUCCGUCUUCAUCCCCACACACUUCUACAGCAUCAUCAGCAGCUGUGAGAAACUCAACGAGACGCUGGACGAGUGUGACGGAGAUCUGAGAGUCACCUGCUUCAUCCUGCCACACAGAGACGACAACAGAGAGAGCUGCAACAGUUUGGAAGACGAGUCUCUCUGGGUGGAGGAUCUGCUGAAGUUACACUCGGCUCGAGUGCGAGACGUGGAGCUGCUCACGGGUCUGGACUUCUACCGCUCCGCCGCGCCGCCGUACACGCGUGUGCUGGCGCUCAAAACACACAUGCAGACCUUCGAGGACGACGUGUAACCAGACGUCUAACACACCGCAGCCUAUAGUUUUAUUCACUGUCUCAUAUUUAUUAUUCACCUUCAAGCUAAUAAAGAAAGCUCGAACACACUGCAGC
Molecule: messenger RNA, 1367 nt
Organism: Carassius carassius (crucian carp)
Lineage: Eukaryota; Metazoa; Chordata; Actinopteri; Cypriniformes; Cyprinidae
Product: ectonucleotide pyrophosphatase/phosphodiesterase family member 2-like
Exons: 11
Coding region: 62-1270 (402 amino acids)
Biological process (GO): phosphatidylcholine catabolic process
Molecular function (GO): zinc ion binding; alkylglycerophosphoethanolamine phosphodiesterase activity; calcium ion binding
Source: RefSeq, a predicted model, not a curated record